This is a messenger RNA of Cylindrotheca closterium, 312 nucleotides long. The record is from the annotation of a GenBank genome assembly. NCBI's taxonomy places the organism in Eukaryota, Bacillariophyta, Bacillariophyceae, Bacillariales, Bacillariaceae.
AUGACUGGAUCAAGAACCAAACAAAGUUCCGAAAUGGACCACGAGGCAUGGUUUUUGCCUAAUGGUCACAAAAAUGCUUAUCCUUCUUCUUCUCUCCGAGGAGGUCUGAGUGGAGCAUCGAUGCCAGUUUCGGCUGUCACUUUUGGAGGGGAAGAGGCAAAUGGAAGCUCGGCAACGAGGAAACAAGAACAAAAGGAACAGCGUUGCAGGGUGGUCCGUGCGAUAGUAUUCGUGGCGGUUCUCUUGGCCGGGGCUGGUGUGGGUGUCUUCUUUUGUCUCAAAGCUGCCCUGACGAUGACUUCUUCGGAGUAG